Vicia faba (fava bean) is the source of this 291-nucleotide messenger RNA. The record is from the annotation of a GenBank genome assembly. NCBI's taxonomy places the organism in Eukaryota, Viridiplantae, Streptophyta, Magnoliopsida, Fabales, Fabaceae.
AUGGCAAUGAAAGUUUCUCAGUGCUGUAUUCUAUUUGCAACACUAAUAUUUACGUUGUUGAACUGCUGUGAGUCAAGUUAUGGAGAAUUUACGGUUGAGAUGAAGCAGAUGAUUAGCAAUAACAACAAAGCGUGUGAUGAGAUAUAUGUGGUUCGUGAGGGAGAGACACUUCAAACAAUAAGUGAAAAAUGUGGAGAUUCAUUUAUUGUUGAAGAGAAUCCACAUAUUCAUGAUCCAGAUGAUGUUUUUCCUGGUCUUGUUAUCAAGAUUAACCCUUUCAACAAUAGAUAG